UAGUGUCCUGUAUUAGAAACCCAUCUGCAAGUAUGUUCUCCCUGUCCGUGAUGGUGGGCCUGGUCCCAAUAGUGUCGCUCUUCGGUCUGUUCUACUCGGCUGCAGUGGACGAGAACUUCCCUCAGGGCUGCACAAGCAGUAGCAGCGUGUGUUUCUACAGCCUGUUGCUGCCCAUCACCAUCCCCGUCUACGUCUUCUUCCACCUCUGGAGCUGGAUGGGGAUCAAGCUUUUCAGACACAACUAGGCUGUUCGGAUUCUGGUUUUGUUAAAGGAAAAAAAAAAAAGAACUCCACCUGAAAGCACUUCAGUGCAGUUGAAUCAUCUGUCGGUGAUGUACCUUGCAUUUCCGGACCCAUUUAGUUUGUUGUUUAAUACUGUAAAAGG
This is a messenger RNA of Perca fluviatilis (European perch), 385 nucleotides long. RefSeq names its product phosphatidylinositol N-acetylglucosaminyltransferase subunit Y-like. The transcript has a single exon. The coding region runs from base 33 to 245 and encodes 70 amino acids. The record is from RefSeq and is a predicted model, not a curated record. NCBI's taxonomy places the organism in Eukaryota, Metazoa, Chordata, Actinopteri, Perciformes, Percidae.